This is a messenger RNA of Coniophora puteana RWD-64-598 SS2, 996 nucleotides long. RefSeq lists its product as uncharacterized. The record is from RefSeq and is a predicted model, not a curated record. NCBI's taxonomy places the organism in Eukaryota, Fungi, Basidiomycota, Agaricomycetes, Boletales, Coniophoraceae. Bases 1 to 996 code for a protein of 331 amino acids. The transcript has 5 exons.
AUGUCUACCGCAUUCGUCGUCGGGAUGUUCAGCUUGAUCAAUGGCGUCCGCCGCUCAGAGCAGACGGGGACCUCGCAGACGUUCUACUGUUUUUACGACACUGCAUUCCGCUCUGAGAUUACGACGUCAACCCCCGCUCAGCUUCGUGUGUAUAGCCCUGUAGGUGGACAGGUUGCUCGAGACGACACGCUCGCGUUCGUCGUCGCUAAGGCGUAUUUCGAUCGCGAUGGCCCGGAUCCUGAGUCGUACUACGACAACGUCCCCGAGUUUGAUAUGCCGUUGUUGUUUGCGGUCGGGCGCGUCACUCCGGCAUCGGCGUCGGAUGGACCUGCACCUCCCAUACGGCGCUUUGAUCUCGCUGUCUCAGAAUACGUGCGGAACACGGUCCAGCACUGUACAGCGGAAAUCAUGUUUAAUAGCUCAGUUAAGCGAUGGGCGAACACGCCUAUGCCGGCGUCUAACACGAGUGUCGGGGUUUUGGCCGUUAGCUAUGGCUUAGCCUCCAACGGCAUUCUUCGGUUUGAGAUGCUGUCGCUUGCUCUCAACGUGUCACCUGCGGUCUCUGUAGGCGGUGGUUCUACUUCCAGUCGCGCCGCAACCACCGGCACGGGCAGUCGUAAAGAUCGCUUCUCUGCUCGAGCAUCUGGCAACGGGGAUGGAAGUGUGGUCGAUAACAAUCACCGUCAAUCACGAGCCUCGACUUCUACAGCUCCGUCUCGAGUAACUACAAGCUCGUCGGGCACCGGGGAGGGCAUGUCGCGUGAUGCCAAGCUGCCUCCUGAGGCUUAUCACCCCGAGACUCCGGCGUUAUAUGAAAGUGUUCCGGCUGAGGGAUCGAACUCGACCAAAGAGGAGAUACUUUCUCAACUUGACGCCAGUCAGAUUGAAGCCAUGGUUGCGAUCUUGCGGAGUGGAAAGGGUGCAGACGGAUCCGGCGGUCGUCGUUCGCCGUCGCCCGCUGGGAGAGGCAAGAGACAGAAGAAGAGUAAAAAGUAG